Molecule: messenger RNA, 1693 nt
Organism: Anoplopoma fimbria (sablefish)
Lineage: Eukaryota; Metazoa; Chordata; Actinopteri; Perciformes; Anoplopomatidae
Gene: dguok
Product: deoxyguanosine kinase
Exons: 7
Coding region: 397-1374 (325 amino acids)
Biological process (GO): nucleobase-containing compound metabolic process
Cellular component (GO): cytoplasm; mitochondrion
Molecular function (GO): deoxynucleoside kinase activity; ATP binding
Source: RefSeq, a predicted model, not a curated record
AAGUAUGAGUUUGUAGUUUGCCACUACAUGGUUUGUCAAAAUAGCUUUUCUUGCGGAAGUACAGAAAUCAACACCGGAAGUAAUACUUGUUGUUUCUGUUUGUAGCAUUUGGACACACUUUCUUACCAAAUAAACGUAAUAAUUUCACUCCGCACCAACAAAUGUGCCAAAUGAUAGUGCGAGCACCACAAGACCUAUUUCGCCAAUAUAUCGGCGAUUAUAAAAGGUACAAUUGGUGGCACAUUAAGCCGAUAAUCGAUAAUCACAAACGAAACAUGUUAGCAUAGGUGAGGGAGGGGCGGAGCUAACGAGGCUUCACACGGCGGUAAUGUAAAGUCUUACCUAUUCACUUACAUAGUCAGCACCAUAGACUCUUUAUAAGCACCACAUGUACGUAUGCCUGUCAUAAUGUCUGCCAUCUAUCGGUUAAAGUUAAAAACAAGUUUGACACAGGUCGUGAGAUUUGGGUAUAAUGUGCCUCCUCCACAGUGGAUGACACCUGAGAGCCUCCUGCGAGUUGGAAGCACAGCCAUAACACAGACUAGUAACCUCAGUAGCAUGAGCAUGGCUAAGAAGGCAAGGAAAAGCAGUGUUUCUUGUUCAAGGUGCCUCUCGAGUUCAAGUGAGAAUGGAGCAACUCGAGUGAAGAGGGUUUCUAUCGAGGGCAACAUUGCUGUCGGAAAGUCGACCUUUGCAAGACUCCUGCAGUCAGCUUGUCCAGACUGGGAGGUGGUGGCAGAACCUGUCAGCACGUGGCAGAACAUUAAGAGUGGGACCUUGAAGGGGACAGCCGCGUCCCCGCAGGCGACAGUCAGCAACCUGCUGCAGAUGAUGUACCAGGACCCUCAGCGCUGGUCCUACACAUUUCAGACGUUUUCCUGCAUGAGCCGUCUGAGAACGCAGCUGCAGCCUCCUCCGGCUCGUCUGUUCAGCUCAGAGGGAACACCUGUCCAGGUGUAUGAGCGCUCCAUCUACAGCGACAGAUACAUCUUUGCCCUGAACAUGUUUGAGCUGGGUUGUAUCAACUCUACAGAGUGGGCAGUCUACCAGGACUGGCACUCCCUCAUGGUGGAACAGUUUGGACACCAGGUGGAGCUGGAGGGCAUUAUCUACCUCAGAGCUCCACCAAAGAAGUGUAUGGAGCGUCUGGAGCGCCGGGGAAGGGCAGAGGAGAAAGGAGUGAAACUGGACUAUCUGGAUAAGCUGCAUGUUCAACAUGAGAAGUGGCUUGUUGAGAAAAGCACUGAAUUACAUUUUGAGAAGUUGAAACAGAUACCUGUUUUGCAACUGGAUGCCAGUGUGGAGUUUCAGAGUGAGCCAGAGGUGCAGGAGGAAUUUAUAACAAAGAUGAGGAACUUCUUCAAUGCUUUAUGAGAAGACAAGACGUCAGCUACUAUCAGCAGUAGGAAACAGAUGAGACCAGUCAGACCUACCUCUAAAGAAACUGUUAGAUUGUUACAAUAUUUUUCAGGUUUUUAUUGUUUGCGUGUUAAUUUAUAGUUAGUUGUUAUACUGUUCUGUUUAUUCCACUUGAAGUCAAAACUUAGUCUGUGUUGUCACAUCUAGGAACAUUUGGAAACAGUUUACUGAGCGUCAUGCAGUUUUUGUGUCGGUUACUGUUUUACAUUCCUGACAAUGAAAAAGCAAAAAAGACAAAUAUUGUAAUAAUUGUCUGGUAACAAAUAAAAAACUA